Messenger RNA from Daldinia caldariorum, 816 nucleotides. RefSeq names its product haloacid dehalogenase. NCBI's taxonomy places the organism in Eukaryota, Fungi, Ascomycota, Sordariomycetes, Xylariales, Hypoxylaceae. The transcript has a single exon. Gene Ontology annotation, molecular function: hydrolase activity, acting on halide bonds, in C-halide compounds. The coding region runs from base 1 to 816 and encodes 271 amino acids. The record is from RefSeq and is a predicted model, not a curated record.
AUGGCGACUUCCAUUCCUGAAGCGCUCCGGAACGUGAAAGCCCUGACUUUCGACGUAUUUGGCACGGUUGUAAAUUAUCGCUCGAGCGUCCAGCGAGAACUCGUGAAGCGCGCCCGGGAGAAGGUGGCGUCUCCGGCCUUCGGCACAUUGCCCGAGCCGUCGCAGGCUCGCCUAAAAGCAAUGACGGACGACGAUUGGGCCACGUUUACUCAGGAAUGGAGGACGACAUACUACGUAUUUACGCGGGAGUUCGUGCCCGGCAAGUCGGAGUGGAAGGACAUCGACACUCACUUCUACGACGCACUGCGCGAGCUUCUGGACAAGUGGGGACUCGCCGGCAUCUACGCGGACGACGAGGUGCGGUCCAUCAACCAGAUCUGGCACAAGCUCGAUCCUUGGGACGACUCCGCGGCAGGCAUCCAGCGGCUGGGGACGCGACUCGUCACAUCGACGCUGUCCAACGGCAACCAAUCGCUCCUCAGAGAUCUCAACGAGUACGGGGGUCUGGGCUUCCGGAGAAUAAUAUCAACUGCCGAUUUUGGCGCGUAUAAGCCGCACCCGAGUACGUAUCUAGGCGCCGCGGAUGCCCUUGGCUUUCGGCCCGACGAGGUGGCUAUGGUUGCGGCUCACCUGGGGGACCUCGCCGGAGCGCGGGCGAACGGUCUCAGAACGAUCUACGUCGAGCGGCCUAUGGAAGAAGCUUGGGACGUUGGGGAGGACCGCUACAAGGAAGCUCGGGGAUGGGUUGACCUCUGGAUUGCUGAAGGCGAAGACGGUUUUCUUGAAGUCGCCAAGAGACUCGGUAUACCUGAGUGA